GGAGGAGAGAAGAGGAGGAGGUGGCUCAGGACUCAGUAGCCGAGGCUGUGGAUGAGACAGGCUCUAUGUGACAUUCUGCAGCAUGCUGCACAUUAUCCCCAGGGCUGCCCACACUGGCACCUGACUGCAGGAGCAGCACCCACCCUGCACUGGCACCAUCAGCUGCACCCUGGAGCCCACAUCCUUUUACAUGGGGGUGAUUUAGAGACUGAAUGUGACGGAGGAACAAGGAGGGAUCCCAUCCUAACACAGUCUCCUGAUCCGCAGAAUGACAGCCGCGAAGGAGCAGCCAGCCAUGAGCAGGGCCAACCCCCCCCAGGAGCAGGAGAUGGGAAGUAACGGCGCCCCUCAGAAGAACUGGAAGGGAAUCGCUAUCGCAUUACUGGUUAUAUUGGUGGUCUGCUCCCUAAUCACAAUGUCGGUAAUCCUGCUGACGCCAGAUGAACCAACAAAUUCAUCAGAUACAAUUCUCACCUUGGAGGAUCUUUUCAGAAAAGAGUUUUCUAUCCAAAAUCCAGAACCUAGAUGGAUCAACGAACAUGAGAUUGUGUAUAAAAACAAGGACGGUUAUGUCUUCAAAUUAAACAUAGAGACCAACGAGACCACCACACUACUGGAAAAUGCAACGUUUGUAACAUUCAAAGCAUCUCGAUAUUCUGUAUCUCCAGACCUGCGAUAUGUUCUCCUGGCAUAUGAUGUAAAACAGGUGUUCCACUAUUCGUUCACCGCUUCCUAUGUGAUCUACAACAUCCACACCAGGGAAGUUUGGGAGCUGAACCCCCCGGAGGUGGAAGACUCUGUGUUACAAUACGCAGCUUGGGGUGUUCAAGGGCAGCAGCUGAUCUUUAUCUUUGAGAAUAACAUCUAUUAUCGGCCGGACGUGAAGAGCAGCUCGUUAAGACUGACAUCGUCUGGGAAAGAGGGGAUAAUUUACAAUGGGCUCGCAGACUGGCUUUACGAGGAGGAACUGCUGCGCACCCACGUGGCUCACUGGUGGUCCCCCGAUAGCGAGAGGCUGGCGUUCCUCAUGAUAAAUGACAGCUUGGUGCCUAAUAUGAUCAUUCCUCAGUAUACUGGCAGCUUGUAUCCCCCAGGAAAGCAGUUUCCAUAUCCUAAGGCUGGUCAGACAAAUCCCACCGUGAAAUUAUUAGUGGCAAAUCUCUAUGGGCCGACACAUACCUUAGAGCUGAUGCCGCCUGAGAGCCUGCGAUACAGGGACUAUUAUAUCACAAUGGUGAAGUGGAUCAGUAACACGCGGACCGUCGUCAGGUGGUUAAACCGCCUGCAGAACAUCUCCAUUCUCACAGUCUGUGAGACGACUACAGGAGCAUGCACUAAGAAGUAUGAAAUAGUCUCCGAUGUCUGGCUUUCAAAACAGAAUGAGGAACCAGUAUUUUCCAAAGAUGGCAACAAAUUUUUCUUGACUGUACCCGUGAAACAGGGCGGGCGUGGAGAGUUCCACCAUAUCGCCAUGUUUAAUGUACAGGUGAAAACAGACCUUGUCAGCAUUCGGCAUCUCACUUCAGGGAGCUGGGAAGUCAUUAAGAUCCUGGCGUACGAUGAGCCGUCGCAGAAGCUGUAUUUCCUAAGCACAGAAGAUUCGCCGAGAGGGCGACAGCUUUACAGUGUAUCAAUCUUUGGGUUACUAAACCGCCAGUGUCUGUCCUGUGGAUUUGCAAGAGAGCAAUGUUCCUACUUCAGCGCAAAGUUCAGUCCUUUAAACCAUCACUUCCUGCUGCACUGCAAAGGUCCAGGCGUUCCGAUGUUCAGUGUGCACAGUACGAAUAACCCGUCAGAUUUUUAUACAAUUGAAAACAAUUCUGUUUUGCAUGAAGCCAUUUCCCAGAAACAGAUAUUCAGGAGAGAAAUAAAAAUGAUUCACAUUGAAGAUUAUGAGCUUCCCCUGCGACUGUCGUUUCCCCGGGACUUUACAGAGCAGAACCGAUAUCCUCUUCUCCUCAUCGUGGAUGAAUCCCCAGGGAGCCAGCUUGUCACUGAUAGGUUCCACGUGGACUGGGACUCUGUCAUUAUAAACUCGGAUAACGUUAUCGUGGCUCAGUUUGAUGGACGUGGCAGCGGUUUCCAGGGACUCAAGAUCCUGCAAGAAGUUCACCGGGGACUCGGAUCUGUGGAAGUAAAGGACCAAAUAGCUGCUGUAGAGUGGUUACUGCAGGAACCGUACAUUGAUCCCAACAGAUUGAGUAUAUUUGGAAAGGGAUAUGGCGGAUACAUCGCUUCUAUGAUCUUAAAAGCCAAUGAAAGACUUUUUAAAUGUGGAGCCUUAAUCGCCCCCAUUACGGAUAUGAAGUUGUAUGCUUCUGCCUUUUCCGAGCGUUACCUUGGAAUGCCGUCCACGGAGGAGACCACAUAUCAGGCAUCAAGUGUCUUACAUAACAUUCAUGGCUUUAAAGAGAAGAAUCUAUUGCUAGUCCAUGGAACGGCAGACGCAAAAGUUCAUUUCCAGCAUUCGGCAGAAUUAAUUAAGCAGUUGAUCAAGGUCGGGGUGAAUUACACAAUGCAGAUAUAUCCGGACGAAGGUCACAGCAUCUCAUCUGAGAAGAGCCGGUUCCACCUCUACAGCACCCUACUCCGGUUCUUCAGCGAGUGUUCCCAGGGAGAAACCCCGAUCGUUCUGGUGGAAGUUGAAGAAGAUGAAUGAAGAUCAGUUUGGGAUAUUUUUGUCCGUUCCGAGUCAUUGGCACCCUCCCAGAGACAGACUGUUCCAACAACAGUUACCCAUCAGCACACAUGAAGCAUCCAGUUACCGGCAGACUCCAGGACCUGGUACUGAGGAGAUGACUUUCCGCCUGCGGGGUGGGGGGGGUGCGUAGGGUAUUUUACUUUCCCGAUGGACCCACAUUUGGAUACAAUUAGUGUAGUGCAUGUUUUCUUCUGUUUCAAGACAUUGUACUAACGUUUGAUUUUGAGGCGCUGCGUGCAGUUUCCGGCCAACAUUCCUUCCAAAAAUCGCACCAUUUUUCCGAAACAUUUUGUUCUACACUGGUUUCUUAUUCUUGCUUUAUCAGACCCCGUUCCGUUGGUUGUUUCACAUCCAUAUUCCUACUGGAACUUUUACAGAUUCCUGACUUGUUACCGCUUCCUAACCCCAGAGGGGAGCACUUUUUUGGUAGAGGAUUUUUUUGCAAUGUAUAUGUGCAUUUCUACAUAUACAUAAACUCAAUAAAAAAAACAAAAAAAAAACAAAGAAUCUCCCUUGAAUCUCUAAGGGACGUCUAUAUUUUUCAAGUCGUAACGGAGGCUCCAUUAAACUGCAAACUCUUAACCAUUGCAGUUGUGUUUAGCGGGUUCUCGUUUUACAACAAGAGUUUUAUUUGUGGAUUAGUUUAAACUACAGAAGAUACUGACUUGCUUUACUUUCCAAUGUAAAUUUCUCACUUGUAUAUAUGAAAACAUCAAUAUUAAAUUAUGGUUUGAUAAAAA
Messenger RNA from Pseudophryne corroboree (corroboree frog), 3441 nucleotides. It is a transcript of the gene DPP10, whose product is annotated as dipeptidyl peptidase like 10. The coding region runs from base 269 to 2659 and encodes 796 amino acids. The record is from RefSeq and is a predicted model, not a curated record. Gene Ontology annotation, cellular component: plasma membrane; voltage-gated potassium channel complex. Gene Ontology annotation, biological process: regulation of potassium ion transmembrane transport; proteolysis. Lineage: Eukaryota; Metazoa; Chordata; Amphibia; Anura; Myobatrachidae. Gene Ontology annotation, molecular function: potassium channel regulator activity; serine-type peptidase activity. The transcript is spliced from 26 exons.